Messenger RNA from Biomphalaria glabrata, 594 nucleotides. RefSeq lists its product as uncharacterized. The coding region runs from base 1 to 594 and encodes 197 amino acids. The record is from RefSeq and is a predicted model, not a curated record. NCBI's taxonomy places the organism in Eukaryota, Metazoa, Mollusca, Gastropoda, Planorbidae. The transcript is spliced from 3 exons.
AUGCAUGGAGUUAUAUUCUUUGGAGCUGAAACAGUAUCAGCACUAAAUGACACUCUUGACAAGUGCACCAAACGACCAGACACUCUUGACAAGUGCACCAAACGACCAGACACUCUUGACAAGUGCACCAAACGACCAGACACUCUUGACAAGUGCACCAAACGACCAGACACUCUUGACAAGUGCACCAAACGACCAGACACUCUUGACAAGUGCACCAAACGACCAGACACUCUUGACAAGUGCACCAAACGACCAGACACUCUUGACAAGUGCACCAAACGACCAGACACUCUUGACAAGUGCACCAAACGACCAGACACUCUUGACAAGUGCACCAAACGACCAGACACUCUUGACAAGUGCACCAAACGACCAGACACUCUUGACAAGUGCACCAAACGGUCAGACUACAUUCUUGUUCAAACAAGACGGAAAACGGAUGGUACCGUGCAGGAUUCGAACCCGGAAUAUCGUGACAUCAGCCUGGAAAAAAGAAAAAAAAAAGAUGUUCUCUUCUCCAUAUUUAGAGUGUUGACGAGGACGUGCUCUCGAAUUUCAAAGUUUAGGAAGAAUCAGCUGUUCCAUGGCUGA